Wyeomyia smithii (pitcher-plant mosquito) is the source of this 3178-nucleotide messenger RNA. RefSeq names its product location of vulva defective 1-like. Gene Ontology annotation, molecular function: RNA binding. Bases 1726 to 3135 code for a protein of 469 amino acids. The record is from RefSeq and is a predicted model, not a curated record. The transcript has 5 exons. NCBI's taxonomy places the organism in Eukaryota, Metazoa, Arthropoda, Insecta, Diptera, Culicidae.
UGGUGUGUGCGCGCGUCUCCUCACUCAGUCAGCUUCAGGAACGCGAUGAGUAGACAUCGAUGUAACGCGUUGUCGUCGUUGUUUCUAUCAUCCAACAACAGAAAGGAGAAAUAUAGGAGCAUUCAAACAAGCUACAAGAGUGAACGAGCGCCAGAGAGAGAUAGAGGCAUAGCCCAAUGCUCUUGAGUAGUGACUAAAGGAAAAAGGAGUGAAUGAAAGAGGCACAUCGAGGUCGAAGCAAAGUACACCAAGAAGCAGAAGAGUAGGAAGAAGUGUGUGUCUCUUUCGAAAUAGUGUGGAAAUUUUGUAGAAAUACAAGCCAAGUUUGGAAAAGUGUAAUUAUCGAAAGAAACUUUUUUGUUUGUUAAAUUGUGAUCAAGCAAAGGAAGAAAAAUGAAACUACGUUUUUUGUUGCGUUAUUUGGGUUCAAGAUCCAUUUCCGGUACGCGAUAAUAUUCCUUCGCUGGCAAUGUGAAAAAAUAUGUGCACAGUUAGAAUGGACGACUAAUAGUUACAGUUUAAAUGUGUCAAGAUGGAAUUAUUCCAGGAUUGCAAGUGAAACAUAAAUUGUUAUCCAGCAAAGAAUUGUUAGUGAUUCCAAUCUACGAUUAAAAGCAGUUCAACCUACUGGAGUUUGUUUUUACGAUCCAUUUGCAUUUGCUAUAGUGUGUGAGAAAUUUAAAUCAGAAAAGGUAAAUUUGGGCAGCAAAAUGUCAGUGAAAAUAUCAUUUUCAUUCAGUUACAAAUCAAAAGCUGUUAAAAUUCCUCUUGCCGUAUAUUUGGGGCACUAAAAAGUUCUUAGAGAUAGUUUCUCACAAGUUCCUGAAAAUCAACGUCGUGGCUGUUCUAAAAAAAAAAACUGUGUUGCUGCCGUAGCAGCAAUAUUGGAGUCGUUUCCUUUAGACGGAAUCGUUAUUCCGAUUGGAUCCAGAGUUCACAUUCGGGCAAGCGGCCAACGCCCCCUGUAUUCCAAUGCAGGGAUAACGAUCUGGAGCUGUUCUGCUAAUCAGCGUGAAUCUAGCGGUCAAACAAGUGCAUUUUCUGUGAACAAGUGAUUUCUACUUCAAUUAAGGAAGGAGGAAAUUUUUCCAUAUUCUAUAUUGUAAAGUGCAUAAAUAUUUUUGUCAAGAAGAAGAAAAGUCAUUACGUUAAGUAGUGCAAACAUAUAAAAUGUUUUGAUCCGGGUUGCUCAUCCGGACGAGGAAAAAAGCUUUUAACCAAAAAGAGCGUUCCUGGAACAUCUCUUUAAAAGCCAAAUUCCUUGCGUUCUAUCAAUAAGUGUUCGGCCAAGUGUUAAUCCUUUGGUGUAAGUGUAUUUCGCAAAUCAGUGUUAUAAUAACGAAAGAAAAAGGCAGCCUAACAAAUUGUGCUCCAGAGUCUUCGGCUCUUGAAAUCGUGAAUUACGGAUGCGGUCAUCAUUACCAAGAAAUGAUUAAACUAUGUUCUGCACAUCGCCAUGUGUGAACGUAGUUUUCGUUUAGUCGCGGUCGUUUCAAUCUUUAGGCUUAAUCCGUCGAUUAAUCCCAGUUUCGUCUAGCGGCGUGAUUUCGUGUUCGUGAAAACAAAACCGUGAUUCAAGCGAAAAUAUCCCUUUUCCCCGUUCCAAAUUUGCGCCCUAUAUCUUGUCGGUAAGUGUUAUCAGUGUUUUCCUUUGAAAAUUUCACUUCAGUGUGAGCUGGCGGGCCCCAGAACGGAAAAUCGCCUCCAUGAAGCACCUGAGGCACGAUGGUACGCGAGACUCGACAUCUUUGGGUAGGGAACUUACCCGAAACAAUACGAGAGGACAGGAUACGAGAGCAUUUUAAAAGAUAUGGCAGAGUUCAAAGUGUUAGAAUUAUCACCUCUUCAGCGUAUAAUCCUAACCCUUCCACUUCCACUGGUGGUGAUUGCGCUAGCGUUGACACAACUGCAUAUAAGGAGCAUCAUCAGCAGCAUGGUGGAAUCGGUGACGAUGCUAAUCCACAACAGGUGGCAUCUUCGGUUGAUGACUUCGAAAGUUCAACAACGACAAUUCCGACAUGCUCCUCAUCGUCCAUCGCUUCAUCACCAGCACCUGCUGCAGGAUCAGCAGUGCAUUCGACCGAAUUUAGUACUAGCAGUAGUUGUAAUAGUAAUAGUUGUAGUCAUAGUACCGGUAGUCAUAAACAUAGCUUUCCUAGUGGAAAUGGCUUGGUCAUCAGUGUCUGUGCGACCAUCGCCUUCAUGGACAUUAAAUCUGCGUCGAAAGCUCACAUCGCCGAACACAAAUUUGAUGAUCGCAUAUUGACCACAGAGUACUAUGAACCAUCGCUAUUUACGAUGCCUCCGACAGUAGCACCUUCGACUGUCACCGUAACACCGGGUAACAGCUGUAACACUACAACAACCGGUGACAAUAGCUGCAGUAGCGCUUCUAGUACUACAAUGCAUAAGCACACCAUCGGAAACAACAUCAGCAGCAAUAGUAGCAAUAGUGUUUUAUGUUCAGGAAAUAAUUUUCAGUAUUCUUCUACAACCAUGACUGCUACUGCCUUUCAACCGUCAUCAUCGUCGAGCUCCGGGACGACGCCGACGACGCCCGCAGUUAACAACAAUAGCAAUAACUGUCCCAAUGGUAGUACUUGCAAGUCUGAUAGUUGUUCUGGUAGCAAACUCCUGAUGCAUCCGAAUGAACACAGCUGUUUCUACGAAUGUAACAAUAGUAACAAUAUAUGUGGCAAUAGUAGAACCAGCAGUUUUAACCGUUUGCAAACAGGUACCAAUGGUGAUGAGCAUUGUAGCUCCUCUAGUAUAGGUGCCAUUGGUGGUGGUGGCAACGGGAGACGAUUGUCGGCUUCUAGUUAUUCACGAGAACUGAUCCAGGUAGAAGGACAGUGUGUUGCAAGUAAUACAAUAGGAGGUAGUAGAAGUCGCCAACGCGAUCGUCCACAUUACCGUAAAGGCCCAUACUUGGCACUUCCGGAAAGACGAUGCCGCCAUAUUUUAUUUCUGAUGCUAUAUAGCACGAGUAAUAGACCGAACAAUCUAGGAAUGGAAGAACAUUCUCAGUUUGAAGACAUUAUUUUGUUGUCUUUUAAACCCCUUCGAACAUAUCUGCUGUGCUUGAACUUACAACAUAUAGUUAGCAAAGCCAUAUUAGUACAAUUUUUGAUGUAGUAGUUUUAGUGACCUUUUCUCCCGUACCUAGACCGUAGCUAGA